UCAUUCAUUCAUAUCUGUUUGAACUUCAUAAGGUCAAAGACAAUGAUAAUUACACUUUUAUUUUCAGAUAAGAAAGAACACUCAGUUCACAGUUCUGAUUUUAGACCAUGUGCUUCUCUUACAGCAUGUUUGUGCUUUUCAGAUAUAUUUUAAAUGUAACAUGAAAAAGAACCACUUCAAUGGCUAAUCCCUUAAGAGAAGAAAUUAUUGAUAAUGAAAUGAAUUGCAAGUUACAGCUGUAUAUUACUGGAUUAAUGCUGUCAUAAUGUUAGCCCCAUGUGAUAUGUUUGUCUUCACUGUCAACAGUUUAUUAAGUGACGUGAUGAUUCUGAGUUUGUCCUGAACACAGAGGAAUGAGGAGAAUUUUCAGUGAGUCAUGUCAUGAGCACGUUUGGUUUCCACAGGUUAAAGCCAUCGCCUUGGAUCAAAGCCAGGAAGCAGUGGAGUUAACGAGAGAGAACGCUUUCAGGUUGGGACUUCAGGACAGAUUACAGAUUCAUCAUAUAGAUAUUGUAAAAGAUGCAGAAGCUGUGAGGAACCUCUGCAGUCCUGUUUCAGCUUUGGUCAGUAACCCUCCGUACUUGUUCUCAGAGGAUAUGGCAACGCUGGAACCAGAAAUUCUAAGGUUUGAGGAUCACGCCGCUCUCGAUGGCGGCAAGGACGGCAUGAAAGUGAUCAAACAGAUUCUGACAUUAGCGCCACGAAUUCUGUCGGAUCACGGUCGUGUUUACUUGGAAGUGGACCCUAGACAUCCUCCACUGAUUUGUCAGUGGGUGGAGUUGCACGUGGAGGGACUGCGUUACGUGGAAACGCGACAUGACAUCACCGGCAGGCCGCGAUUCUGCAUCCUUCAGAAAACAGAAGCAGAAAAAGGACCACAAGCUGGAUCUGCAUUGAGAAACUGAGAUCCUAUUACACUGGCUUUAGCCCAGAUCAUCAAAGCUUCAUCUCUUCUUCCACCCCCCCGCCAGCAGAGCCACCAGGCCCACGCUCACACUAAUUUCCUUACUUAAAAUUCACAACCAGCAGAAGCUUAAAUCAUUCUCAUUCCUCUGUGGCUGCAUUGUGCGAUUGUACCCAGUGCAGCCAGUUAAAAAUAAUAAUAAUCAUGCACAAGACGGCACAAAAGUGUGCUCAGAGCUGAAGGUAAUUACCGAGGCUUUUCUUAGAACACUCCCUCUCAGAACCUCACCCUCCUCCCAGGAAGCAUUCAGUAGUUCUGUGAAUCCGCCGAUGCACGGUCCUCCCCUUUGCUUGUCCACUUGCUGACUCAGAUGCAGGCUGUGUGUGUGUGCGCACUUUGUUGAACCAAAAAACACGUCGUAGCUUUUACUUCCUCAUACACGCCUAAGGGUGACAUGUUUCAAGCUCGAAGGCCAUUAAAAGAAUCAUUUUUGCUUCAAAGGUGACUGAAAAUAUUGUGUAACCAAGAGUCACAAGAGCAUUUGUCACGCAGUAUUUAACAACGCGAUGGUGACAGAAUGUCACUGUAACGUGAGUACUCGGGGGG
Molecule: messenger RNA, 1510 nt
Organism: Thalassophryne amazonica
Lineage: Eukaryota; Metazoa; Chordata; Actinopteri; Batrachoidiformes; Batrachoididae
Product: MTRF1L release factor glutamine methyltransferase-like
Exons: 6
Coding region: 354-905 (183 amino acids)
Biological process (GO): methylation
Cellular component (GO): mitochondrion
Molecular function (GO): methyltransferase activity; nucleic acid binding
Source: RefSeq, a predicted model, not a curated record